Messenger RNA from Durusdinium trenchii, 1067 nucleotides. The record is from the annotation of a GenBank genome assembly. Lineage: Eukaryota; Dinophyceae; Suessiales; Symbiodiniaceae.
UGCGGCAAUCAUAUCACAGAUGUAGAGACAGGAUUUCAAUAGAUGUUGCGGUCUGGUGCUGCAGUGCACCCACGGCCUUGGCCUUUACGAUGUUUGGUUUGGAUUGUCUUGGCACUCACGGUGGGUCCAAAGCUGGCUGCUGUGGGUUUUGGCGAAGGUCUUCCUGCUAAGCCUGCCAAGCUCAAGUCGCUCAAGCCAGCCAAGAAGGGAAGCAGCUACGGGCGGGGCAUUGUUUCCAGAAGUGAGCAAGAGCAGCGUCGACAACGGCGUCUUGGCAAGGACCCUUCGAUCAACAGAGCCAGAAAGACUCUGCUUGGCGAGACCGCGGAGCAGGUCUUUCAGAUUGGAGAUAUGGAACUGCCUCUGUUGGUCCCUGCUUAUGUUCUGGACUAUCAGCGCUUUUCAAUGAUGGUUGAAGCUGGAGCUGGAACUGUUUCGGAUAUUGUUUGGCCGGCAGAGCAGGCUCUAGCCGAAACCCUGCUAAUCAGGCGGGAAUUGUGGCAAACCUAUGGUCUUUGCGAGAUUGGAGCUGGCUUGGGUCUAGCAGGCCCUUUGUCAAAUGCAUAUGAUGGGAUUCUGCGCUCCAAAAUCGUAGGCUAAUGGCUGUGGUGAGUUUCGUGCGUCCACUACGGGUACCGCCUGGGGUGUUUGCUGCUGCCCCUGCGAGCGGGAAGGAUGUCAAGCGUUUCAGAUGUGCAGCUUAUCCUGUUGCCUCAAAUUGCCAAAUUGUACUGUAAUGGUGUGUUUUAAACACUCACUCACCUUAGAAGUUUGGAAUCUAAGAAAGACAAUGGUAUGCCAACGGCCAAUUUACUGUAAGCUUCAUGGUGCUGCACUGGCAACCAGAUUGGUCCAAAGCACCAUGCCUGCAACGCCCACCGCGACAACAGAAUGAAGAGGGUCCAUGCCGCCCCUCCCACGAGAUCUGAUGUGAAUCGAGCUGAGAUGGCUGCACCUGCCACUGAGCGAGUGAAAGUGAGUGAAAGUCAAAGUGUUGUGUGAGGGUGUGCCUUUUGUGCGUGACGAGAAGAGAGAGAGAGAGAGAGUGAGUGAGUGAGUGAGUGAGU